AGAACGAUUAUUGUUAUCAACUACUCAUAACGCGAAAGAUACGGUCGUAUCUUAAACGGUAUAUCAGCUUAAUUUAACUCCAAACAUUUGCAAUCCCUUUGUAAAAACAGCGGAUUUACUCUUGAAUUUAAAACUCGUUUUUUUAAAGAUGGCUGAGAAAAGACUUCAAGAGUUUUACGACGAGAUCAGUGAGGAUCUGACUAGAUGUGUGCAGUUCUGGUUGACACAUUCACACGACAAUAAAUACGGAGGCUUUUUCAAUUGCCUUGACGAAAACGGAACCGUUUAUGACGACACAAAACACAUUUGGCUUCAGGCCCGACAGGUGUGGAUGUACGCCAAGUUGUAUAACGAAGAGGAAAAGUUUACUACUCAAGCUGUGCUGCAAGCCGCAGAAAAAGGAGCGGAGUUUCUUAUGAAGUUCGCAAAAGACGCGUCAACGGGCAGGUGUUAUCUUAUUCUUACACGAGAUGGAAGACCAAUCAAAAUGCAGCGUACGAUAUUCUCGGAAUGCUUCUACACCAUGGCUAUGUCUGAAAUGGCCAAGGCAACAAAACAAGCAUUGUACAAGACCGAGGCAGUCCAAAUGAUGGACAGACUCAUUCACUGGGUACGCGAGGACGACACGGAUAUCCGACUAGGGCGUCCGCCGCUGGCUGGUGAGGCGAGGUCGGAGUCUCUUGCGGUACCCAUGAUGCUGCAGUGUGUGACACACGAGCUUCUUACCCUGGACCCGUCCCUCGGUGCCAGGUACCGCGACAUACAGGAAUGGAGCGUGCAGAAGGCACUAUCGCAUGUUCAGCGCGAUGGGACUGUGGUCCUAGAAAACGUGAGCACUUCAGGAACGGAACUUCCGGGAUCACUGGGUCGUCUCAUGAUACCAGGUCAUGCAAUAGAGGCUGGUUGGUUCCUUUUGAGGUACGCAAAACAAAACGGUCAGGACGAGCUUGCCCAAAAGGCAAUCGACCAAUUUAUGAAUGGCCCUUUUGCCAGAGGUUGGGACGAUGAAUGCGGGGGACUUUACUACUUUCUAGAUGCCGAUAGAUACAGUCCAGUGCAGCUAGAAUGGAACAUGAAGAUGUGGUGGGUACACACGGAGACAAUGGUCGCUUUCCUGAUGGCUUAUCAACACACGCGUGACGGGGACCACCUCGAUACGUUUGCCCGUGUUUAUGACUACUGCUACUCAAAGCACGUUGACAAGAAGCGAGGAGAAUGGUUCGGAUAUCUGAACAGGGACGGGUCUGUGUCAAUGAGGUUUAAAGGUGGACCAUGGAAAGGUAUUGGCCUUCAAAAGUUGUUUCCACGUACCCAGAUCACUCCUUUAUUGCAAGCAGAUGCUGUCUGAACUACUCAAACGACCAACCUUAACCUAAAUUAUGACAACAAUGUUAUAAAAAUAGUUACUCUUUACUUAAAAAUAGUAUUUCGUUAUCCUUAGAAAUUUUCAACAAAAACGUGUCAUCUUUGUUCCAAUGGCUUUUAACAUAUUUGUGUCUCUUACUUUGCAUCGUUUUCUAUGAACAUAUUGUAAUAUAAUGUCAUGAAGAUCAUAUUUAGUUUAGUUACACUAAUGUACAGUCAACAAUCCAAUAGUUAACCUUCCCUUUUAAGUCAUUAUCUCUGGGCUAAGUGUGUGUAUCGUCUUGCAUGGUAUAGCCAAUUGCCUCAAGUUCAAGUCUAGCCGACAAGAAUUUAUCUCCUUAGUUUCCUUAUUUCUAUAAAUUUAUAAGGUAUAUAAUCUACUCUGUUAUGUGUUUUAUUUAUUCAUAAAGAACCAAUAUGAGUAUUUUAAAUUUUCCCUUUGGAAACAAUAGGAUGUGCAUAUAUGUGUAAAGGAUAUACAUAAUAAUAGAAUUAUUUGUAUAAACCUUACACAAAUGAAUUUUAUUUUUUUAUUAACAGUGUUUGUGAUCUACUGAGAAUUCAUGGAUUAUUUGAAUAUUACACUAUUUUAUACAAAAUAUAAAGAAUUAUUUUCAAUUUAUCUAAAAUAAAAUAUAUCGAAUUAGCUAAAGAAAUGUGUUAGUCAAAACCAUUUUAUUUAUAACAAACUGUGCUUAUAAGAAUAUCAAUUCCAGAAAGAGGGUUUGAACCACAAUAUUUCGGCAUUAAAGUCGCCCGAGUUGAUGUUGGUAUAUUUUCCCAUUUGUUUAAUGUGUCGCAAACAAGUGAUUAUGCGUCAAAUGUGUUUGUAUUUAUUUCAGAUGUGCAUAAAAGUUGGUCAAAAUCGGUCAAUAAAUGCUUAAAUUCAUUACAAAGAUAGGCCUUUUCAAUUUCUGUGCAUGCACAGAAAUAAUCUAAAUUCAAACAGGCGCGGGUUACAUGUAAAACCACGUGACCAUUGCAUCAUUGUUUACAACGCCAUUUGCAUGAACGAUGAAUAAUCAUGUCAUUACCCGUUUACAAUCCGACAAGCAAACAGACAUGACAUGGCAGCGUAAUGUUUUUUGCAGCGUGAUUUUUUGUCAAUAUUUAUGCAUAUUACUCGACGAAUUUCAAUAAACUUUCAUUAAGCUUG
Molecule: messenger RNA, 2521 nt
Organism: Dreissena polymorpha
Lineage: Eukaryota; Metazoa; Mollusca; Bivalvia; Myida; Dreissenidae
Product: N-acylglucosamine 2-epimerase-like
Exons: 10
Coding region: 149-1348 (399 amino acids)
Biological process (GO): carbohydrate metabolic process; N-acetylglucosamine metabolic process; N-acetylmannosamine metabolic process
Molecular function (GO): N-acylglucosamine 2-epimerase activity
Source: RefSeq, a predicted model, not a curated record